This is a messenger RNA of Phragmites australis (common reed), 2122 nucleotides long. RefSeq lists its product as uncharacterized. The record is from RefSeq and is a predicted model, not a curated record. Gene Ontology annotation, biological process: nucleobase-containing compound metabolic process. Bases 283 to 1791 code for a protein of 502 amino acids. The transcript has 8 exons. Gene Ontology annotation, molecular function: nucleic acid binding; 3'-5' exonuclease activity. NCBI's taxonomy places the organism in Eukaryota, Viridiplantae, Streptophyta, Magnoliopsida, Poales, Poaceae.
AGAAAAUAGCGAAGAAAUUGCCCCAAAGUUUUUCUUCUCUCACACGUUUUCUUCAUGGAUCCGAUCGGGAUAUGACUCACGUCCCGGCAAUCGUCGCCGCCGAUGGCAACGGGUGUUACAGUGCAACGUCUACAGACGUAUCCGUAUAACCCGUUCCCAUACGAAUACGUAUUCGUACACCGCCACUUCCACAUAUAUGUAUGACCCAUCUCCUAGUCUUUUUUCUCUUUUCUUCCCCUUCCCCUCUCCAAGUAUCCCGUCCGGCCGUCCCCACCCGCAGCGAUGGACCCCGCGCCAGCGCCACCGCCCCCAUUUGCCGUGCACCUCGUCACCGGCAGCGGCGGCGGCUCCUCGCCGGAGCUCGCCCUCUUCCUCCGCUCCCUCGCCGCUGCCCGCGUUGUCGCCCUCGACGCCGAGUGGAAGCCGCGCCGCCGCGCCGGCCCUGUCGCCCCGUCAGCCCCGGGCGACGGCCCGUCGCCGACGUCCGCGCUAGCGCCACCGCAGUUCCCCACGGUCACGCUUCUCCAGGUUGCCUGCCGAGGCGGUGACGGAGAAGGCGAGGGCGGCGGCUGCGAGGUGUUCGUCGUCGACCUCCUUGCCGUGCCGCUCGCCGACCUGUGGGCUCCGCUGCGGGAGCUGUUCGAGCGGCCUGACGCGCUAAAGCUGGGGUUCAGGUUCAAACAGGACCUGGUGUACCUUUCCGCCACCUUCGCCGCCGCCCUCGGACGCGACGCCGGAUUUGAUAGGGUGGAGCCUUUCUUGGAUGUCACCAAUAUUUAUUACUACAUGAAGGGCUAUGACAGGCAAAAGAGGCUUCCAAAGGAGACGAAGAGUUUGGCAACCAUUUGUGAGGAGCUGCUGAAUGUAUCUUUAUCAAAGGAACUCCAAUGUAGUGAUUGGUCAUGCCGCCCCUUGAGCAAAGGGCAGAUACAGUAUGCUGCAUCCGAUGCCUACUUCUUGCUAGACAUAUUUGAUCUGUUCCAAGAAAAAAUCAGAAUGGAAGGAAAAUUUUCCCCUACAAUGAAACUAACUACAGACGAGUGUUCACCAAGGACGGUAGAGUGCUCAUCGUCUGGAUAUGCUAUCUGCUCUGAUGGUCAUUUGACAUCGAUUGUGCUGAAGUACAGUGAGAAGAUUUUAUUGACAGAAUCUGAUAUGAAAUCACGUUCCUCAAGACGAAAAGAGAAACAAAAGCUUCCUACUAAUGCCAGAUGCAAAGACAAGUUGGAUGCCGGUGCUGAAUGGCAGGGGCCCCCUCCAUGGGAUCCUUCUGUUGGUGGGGAUGGAUUCCCGAAGUUCUUAUGUGAUGUGAUGAUUGAGGGUCUUGCUAAACACUUGAGAUGCGUUGGAAUAGAUGCUGCCACUCCAUCUUCAAAGAAACCUGAACCAAGGGAGCUACUAAAUCAAACAUACAAGGAAGGGCGGAUAUUAUUAACACGAGAUGUGAAGCUCUUGAAAUAUCAAUAUUUAGCAAGUAACCAGGUAUACAGAGUGAAAAGCCUGCUCAAACAUGAUCAAUUGGCCGAGGUGAUUAAUACCUUCCAGUUAAAGAUUUCCGAGGACCGACUAAUGUCAAGAUGCUCAAAGUGCAAUGGUAGUUUCAUUCAGAAACCACUCACACUUGAGGAAGCUAUUGAAGCCUCAAAAGGUUUCCAGGUUAUUCCCUCGUGCCUAUUCAACCGAAAUCUGGAGUUCUGGAAGUGCACUGACUGCAACCAACUCUAUUGGGAGGGAACCCAGUACCACAACGCAGUUCAAAAGUUUUUGUCAGUCUGCAAUAUUAGUGACUGAGCAUGCUGUCUUGGAGCAUCUGUAAGCUAUAGAGAUUCCAUCACCUCCUCAUUGAGAGAAUCAACUUGUUGAUCAUCUGAUCUUGGGCUUCUAAUCGCGCACAAUGAGGCAGACCUUUCAUUUUACUGGUUAAUAGCAACCCAUGCUUCUUUUUCAGUAACUGGAACAGUUUCAAAAUGUGUUCGUGUUGUUUUGUAACUCAAUUCCAUUUUAUACUCGUUUUUGAAGAGGGAAAAAAAGGUUGAAAUGAUAGUGGAAUAUUGAUACACAAACUUUUCAUUCUAGAUUGUAAUUGUAAACCUGAAGGAAUGUCCAGUAUCUCUGUUCAAUC